UCUCACCAGAAAGAAGUAUAGCAACAAUGGCCACCAAAACCGAACCAGAAAUCAUCUUGUACGAUCUGGGUUCCACCAAGAACGUUUGUUUCUCACCUGUCGUCUGGCGGAUCCGUAUGAUGCUCAACUACAAGAAACUCCCUUAUACAACAAUCUUUCUUGAGUUUCCAGACAUUGAGCCUACGCUAAAAGAGCUCGGCAUAGUUCCCGGCCCCUCUGCCGCCGGACGAUACACCGUCCCAGCCAUUCAUCAUGUGCCUACCAACACGUACCUGAUGGACUCUGUUCCCAUCGCCAAUUUCAUUGAGACUACCUACCCAGAGCCCCCAGUGCCGCUUACCUCCGAGCUUGGCUGCGAAAUUGAAGCCAAAGCGCGAUCUGUUGUUGGCACCACGUUUCGUGCAUCCGUCAUGCCUCGCGAGAUGUACAUCCUGUCCCCCCGUGCGCAGGAAUACUUCCGCCGCUCGCGCGAGGCCAUGCUUGGGCAUCCUCUCGAGGACCUGUUAGACCCGGAGAAAGAAGGCCAGGCAUGGAAGGCAGCUGAUAGCGGCACUCGCGCACUGGGUGAGCUGAUGCUGACAAAUAAAGCGGACGGCCCGUUUGUGCUGGGCGCGAAGCCAAGCCUUACUGACUUCUUCGUUGCGGGGAAUCUUCAGACCGCUAGGAUGGUGGGUGAAGAUGUGUUCCAGCGAUUCAUGGAAUACCCGGGCUAUAGUGAGAUUUACGAAGCUUGCCUUCCAUUUAUGCAGAAGCGGGAUUGAGAUAUGUCUAACAAGAUUGGGAAUCUUCAGAUCGUAUGGAUGUUCGUAGAAGUAGGCCAAAACAACAUGAUAGAACGUAUAUACCAGCAUUGCCCUGGCGAAUUGUUCAGCUCACGAAGUGCGCCAUAGCUC
Messenger RNA from Bipolaris maydis ATCC 48331, 893 nucleotides. RefSeq lists its product as uncharacterized. The record is from RefSeq and is a predicted model, not a curated record. NCBI's taxonomy places the organism in Eukaryota, Fungi, Ascomycota, Dothideomycetes, Pleosporales, Pleosporaceae.